GCUUGGAUGAAUUUUCGACCACUAACCAUACAGGUGCGCUCAAGCAUUGGCGUUUAAUUGUUUGAGGCUUGAAAAUGUGACGUCAGCUGGACUCGUCCCCGCGGACGGUGGCUUCUCACGUUUCACGUCGAGGCACUCGUGCACGGUGGAGCAACAAAACUGGCGAAGCAGACAAGCGACACUGAAGAAGCGACGUCUCCUGUUUUUUUCUCCUCCGAUCAGUAUUGGAUGGUUGUUGCGGCGCGCGGUUGUAGAAAACCGUUUUCACGCACAACCAAUUUAAAGCAUCACGUUUUUGGAUUAUUUUUCGUUUUUUCACUCGUUUUUUUAAACCGUGUCCAGGGAAAUGUAGCGUCUGCCUCGCAGAUGUGAGGCACCACAUCUGCAGCCUACAGCAAGUCCCCCCUCCCCUUGUUUACCUGCUCUUGAGGAGGAGGAGGAGCUGCUGCAGCCCCAUCAACAUCUGCCACCUUGGACCCCGGAGGCUUCUGCUUGGUUGAUGUAGGAGAAAACGGCAAGUCAUAAACGGCCUGCUCCAAGAAGUAGCUGAGGACUAUGACUUUUGCAAGGCUCCUUGCAUGAAAACAGACCACUGAAGUUGCUGGGCUAAGCUGGUUCCAGUGUCGUGCUGAUGACAAGGUCCGGGGAGAUAUUUGACUGACAGGUGGAUCUCUGUCUAGCCUGCAAAGGACAAUGGCUCGCCCUGGUCCGGGCUUGCUGCUACCUGCCAAUGGUCUGGGCUACCCGCCACAAAACCUGGCAAGAGUGGUGGUCUGGGAGUGGAUGAAUGAACAUGGGCGCUGGAGGCCCUACAGUGCAGCAGUGUGCCACCAUAUUGAGAACAUCCUAAAGGGGGACGCCCGAGGAACUGUAGUCCUGGGACAGGUUGAUGGCCAACUAUCUCCUUACGUCAUAGACCUGCAGUCAAUGCAUCAGUUUCGACAGGACACUGGCACCAUGAGACCCGUGCAGAGGAACUUCUAUGAACCGUCCUCUGCACCGGGCAAAGGCGUGGUGUGGGAGUGGGAGAACGACAACAGUACUUGGACCCCAUAUGAUAUGGAAAUCUGUGUGACCAUUCAGAAUGCCUAUGAGAAGCAGCACCCCUGGCUGGAUUUGACCUCUCUAGGCUUUAGUUACCUCAUUGACUUCAACAGCAUGUCUCAAACUAACAAGCAGAGCCAGCGCAAACGCCGCCUUCGGAGGCGUAUGGAUCUUGCUUAUCCACUCAUCAUGGGUUCCAUCCCCAAGUCUCAGUCUUGGCCUGUGGGGGCCAGUUCUGGCCAGCCCUGUUCCUGCCAGCAAUGUAUUCUGGUAAACAGUACAAGAGCAGCAUCAAAUGCCAUUCUUGCCUCUCAGCGACGGAAGCUCCACGGAGUGGCGGCAGGCAAUACCAGUGCGGCGGGAACGCUGACGGCUGUGCGCCAGAGCAACACCUUUGCUGGAACCUCUCUUUGGUCUCCAACGUCAUCCACGACUAAUAAUAUGAGUACAGGAGGCGGGCAAGCCAAAGGUGAACAGGUGCAGGUGCCUUUGUCCCCAGCCAACUUUCCUGUGAUGUCAUCUCAUGGCCACAAUACCCUCGCCAUCAAUGGUCAGAACAACCUGAACAGACCUGGCACUCAACGAAUCUCCAUGGCUACUCCUAGAGGAACUAUCCCUCCAGGGGUUCCUGCUCUCCCAGUCAAAAACCUAACUGGAUCUGGACCAGUACAUCCAGCAUUAGCAGGUAUGACCGGUAUCCUGAUGUGCGCUGUAGGUCUGCCUGUUUGCCUGACCCGAGCACCAAAGCCCAUUCUUCACCCGCCGCACAUCAGUAAGAGUGAUAUGAAGCCUGUGCCGGGAGUCAAUGGUAUGCGACGCAAGACCAAGAAAAAGCACCUGAGGAAAGGAAAAACCCCAGAGGAUGUUGUUAAAAGAUACACAGACAAAAUUAAAGUGGCACCAGAUGAGGACUGUACCAUCUGCAUGGAAAGGCUGGCGAUGGCAUCCGGCUAUGAAGGCGUCCUGCAGUACAAAGGCAUCAAGCCAGAGUUGGUGGGCAAACUUGGCAAGUGCGGCCAUAUGUACCAUCUGCUGUGCCUGGUGGCCAUGUACAACAAUGGCAAUAAGGAUGGCAGUCUUCAGUGCCCAACAUGCAAGACAAUCUAUGGUGAGAAAACAGGGACUCAGCCUCCAGGGAAGAUGGAGUACCACGUCAUCCCCCACUGUCUGCCCGGCUACCCGGACUCCAAGACCAUUCGCAUUGUCUACGACAUUCCUGCUGGUGUCCAGACCAAUGAGCACCCCAACCCUGGGAAGAAAUUUAGUGCAAGAGGUUUCCCUCGGCAAUGUUACCUGCCAGACAACGAGAAGGGCAGGAAGGUUCUCAAGCUGUUGAUCACAGCCUGGGACCGACGGCUCAUCUUUACCAUCGGCACUUCCAGCACCACAGGUGAGUCUGACACGGUGGUUUGGAACGAGAUCCACCACAAGACAGAAUUUGGCUCCAACCUGACUGGCCAUGGCUACCCUGAUCCAAACUAUUUGGACAACGUCCUGGCUGAACUAUCAGCUCAGGGAGUCGGUGAGGACAACUUAAAGGACUGAGAGCCUCUGGGAACACAACCCAUCAUAUUCUGUUGUCUCCUUGGAAACUGAUGAAGUGGUAUUGAGGUAAAAUCAAACAAAAUGAUUGUUGUGACCUUAUGGAGGUUUUCUUUUUAUCAUCUUUUGCAUCAUGCCUGGAGCAUGUAUGCAUCCUCAGAUCCUCGAGGCACAUGCGCCGUGUCUGUUGCUGCCAGCAAAUGUAUCACUGACCCCUUUUCGAGUCAAAACGCAGCAUCUGCACUUGUAGCGUGACAAGAUGGUGUGACGAGGCCUGAUUGCAUGGCCUGACCAACGCUGCAUAAUGAAUGUUGAGUCAAUUGCUGCAAUAAGUUGAGGUGCCAAUGAAGCUUUUCUCACAUGAUAAGACAUUAAAAAAUACAUAAGGUUUUUUUUGUUUUCUUUCUCACUAAUAAAACAUGGUGACUUUUCUGUGAUUUUAAAGAAGAUAAGGCUUGAUUUUGUGCCCCAUUAUUGAGGCAAGGGCUAAAGAAUGUUUUGUAGUACAUUAAAGUGAUCCAAAAGUUAUGAAAUAUUUGCUAAUAGGUGUAUUUUACAUUGUUAACCUUGUGUAAGCUGUAGGAACGUACCAUUCCAAGGUUAAACUCAUUAGCUUUGGUAACACUUGACACGUAGAUAAUGUUGGCCUUUGCGAACCUAAAGGCCCAUGCUAGCUAGUAUUGUCUCAAUAUGAGAAAAUCUGGCUCUAGGUCUAUCCAUCAUGCUGGCAUGCAUGAGGGUGUGAGUGUGACAGCAUGCAUUGAGGUCAUAAGGUUCGGGCAUUUUCCCUAGGAGAUCCAUCUUGUAACUUUCAACUCUCCUGUGAGCUUAUUUGCUUUCCUUCUGGAGGGAGAAGUGGGACAUGUUUCCUACUUGGUUCAUGUCCUCUUAAUUAGCAACACAUCCUUCCAGGAAACAUGCAAAUGAUGUUUUGUCGCAGCGGCAGAUUUAUCAGGAAGAACUAUAGGAAUUAUUUCUUCCCUGUAAAUUGUACUCGUUCCCUCUUAAGAUGGUAUGCCCAACAGCUCUUUUAGAAGAUCGUUGGCAGGGGAUCUUCUUGUCGGUGGUGUUUUUUUUUCACUUGCAGAUGAAAGCUAGGUCAUCAUAGACUUUUCACAAAAGCAUCUGAUCAAAUUUAAUGAGCUGAGAUAUUGGUGCAAAGUUGUUGUGGGCCUCAUUUCGAAGCAAAUCACAGUCUUCCAUAGCAGUUUGAGGCAGCAGCUCUGCUUCAUAGUUUGAUUAUAAACAAAAAGAUUUAAUUUUUAAAUCAUCUUACAGUACUUUAGAAAAAAUAUUAACUAAGGUUAUAUAUACUCAAUUUGAGUGUUUAUUUUUUUAUACCUUAAGACAUUCACUUACCCCAUAAACAGCUAUACAAAACCAGAUGUCAACAUGAUAAAUACAUAAAAUCUGACAAUUCUGUCAGUUCGUCAGGGACUGUUUAAAUAUGUAUAACAUGUUAAUGGAAGUCAAAUACAGUAUACUAGGUAGUGUUAGUGUUUGCUACUGUCCGUACUAUCAUGUAGAUUGUCUGUAGUUGACUUAAAUAAUUAUAGUCAAUGUAUCUCCAUAACUAGCGGGGGAGAUUGCACAGCAUGAGCAAUGUCAUUCUCCCCAAAAGGCUUGUUUCUACAGUUGAGUCGACUUUUUAGUUCAACUUUGGUCAAAUGCAAACUGCAGCUAUUUUAUUGUUCAAUGAAUAAACAGGAGCCAGAGAUUAGUGGAAUCCCUUUUUCCCCUUUGAAGUCCCUGAAAAUGUAUUUUUGUAAGCUGUAUACAGUAUGUAAUGUUUCCAACUAUUGAGUCGCGUGAUAGAGAAUAUGCUAAUGAAUGCCUGUACAUGCUGGCUCGGUAGAAGCACAGCGGCGUGAGAUCGCUGGAGCGGCAGAAUGGCAGCUGCUUCUGCUCCAUCCAAAAUCAAUACAGCCUGUUGCCAGUCAGGCAGAAUGGAGAAAUGAAAGGUGUUUCAGUGACUAUUAUGUUUACUAACAUGGCAUUAGAGUGGCUGGAGGUCACUUUGAAAGUCAGUAAGCCUUUUCAGUGCCGUUGCCGAUGACUGACAUCCUGUCGUUGGGCUCUUUUCAUAGCUUGUCACUAGUAGACGUCCAAUCCAUUUGAACUGGAAGGGUUGGCAACAAAUGAACAUUGUUUCAUUCACUGUCAGCCCUCCUAGUUUAAAAUGAUUGGACAUCUUUUGCUUUCAUUGGCAAGCAAUGAUCAAAUAGUAUUGUUUUCUCGGGCGGUGUUCGUAUGGAAAUCCCAUGCCGCUAUUAAAAUUUAUUUACAUUCUAACUGGUUACUGGAAAGUUGAAGAAAAAAAGUUACCCGUUUUUUUGCACUCUACACUGAGCAGAUGUCAACUAACCAUCAAAUAUUCAGGGAAUAUUUUAUGCUUUGGUUGAUUCUGAUUCGUUUUGAAUCAUCUUCCUAGUUGAUUGCAUCUUUCUAAAUUUGUCUGGACAGGAGGACAAUAUUUUUUCCAUUUUAUCUCCAGUUUCAUUUGACUCUGAUUUUAGUCCAUGCUGUCCUGUCCUGUCCUCGUUCACACUGUUGCAAAAAAAAUUCUGUAGGUCUCCAUGAUUAACCCUAUAUACAGUCAUUUGAAAAAAUUAGGACACCCCAUUAAAUAUUCAGUUCUUUAUUAAGAAAUAUUCACAUAUCAACGUCCAAUCUUGUUUUUCUUUAUCUCUGGAAAAGAAAGUGAUUUAAUAGCAGGUAAAAAAUAAAUAAAUAAAUAAUAACUAUGUUUUACUCAUUAAACCAAAUUUAUCAACAAAAAUGCAUAC
Molecule: messenger RNA, 5372 nt
Organism: Corythoichthys intestinalis (scribbled pipefish)
Lineage: Eukaryota; Metazoa; Chordata; Actinopteri; Syngnathiformes; Syngnathidae
Product: E3 ubiquitin-protein ligase DTX1
Exons: 10
Coding region: 694-2589 (631 amino acids)
Biological process (GO): protein ubiquitination; Notch signaling pathway
Cellular component (GO): nucleoplasm
Molecular function (GO): zinc ion binding; ubiquitin protein ligase activity
Source: RefSeq, a predicted model, not a curated record